Messenger RNA from Alosa sapidissima (American shad), 1277 nucleotides. RefSeq lists its product as uncharacterized. Gene Ontology annotation, biological process: biosynthetic process. Bases 248 to 1033 code for a protein of 261 amino acids. Lineage: Eukaryota; Metazoa; Chordata; Actinopteri; Clupeiformes; Clupeidae. The record is from RefSeq and is a predicted model, not a curated record. The transcript has 8 exons.
AGAUGUGGAGUUUGACCAGCUCUUAGGGCGCAUGUCAUUUCAGAGAAGAAAACUUGUUUUUUAAUCACUGGAAGUGUAUCUCGGAGUCUUGGUAAACGUUACACUUUAAAUGUUAUAAUAGUUCCAACUACAGACUUCGGCUGUUACGAAAGUUUACUAUCAAGGAGAACAUUUCAGCCUAGCGUUAGCAGCUAGCUAAGUAGCUAACUUCUGUAGACUAACCUUUCUGUUUAAAUUAGCUUGCAACAUGAAAGCUGUUAUUUUAGCAGCAGGAUAUGGAACAAGGUUGCAAAGAGAUGUUGAGAAUGACACAACUGGACGAUUCAAGCAUCUGUUGGGCAUUGCCAAGCCAUUGCUUCCCGUGGGUCACUGUGCUCUUAUAUCUCAUUGGAUCAAGGCAAUGACUGCAACUGGAAGUGUGGAUACAAUAUUUGUGGUUACAAAUGCACUCUACUUCGAAGCUUUUCAGACAUGGGCCCAGGACUUUCCUAAUGUGAAGAUUCUCAGUGAUGGAACCAGCACAAAUAAGGGGCGGCUUGGUGCUGUUGCUUGCCUCCAGCUCACAAUCAAGCACUUCUCAGUUGAGGACCAUGUGAUAGUCGUUGGAGGUGACACAUUGUUUAAAGAAGACUUCAGUCUGUUAAAGUUUACAGGGAGGUUUUGUGAACUCCAGGCCAAUGUUUGUGAUGCAAAUCUGGUGCUCUCUUAUCAAUGCAAGGAAGAGGAAACGUCCAAGUAUGGGAUUCUGGAAGUUGAUGAGGACAUGCGUGUGAGCUGUAUGAAAGAAAAGCCUCAACCAUCUGACACCCAGUCCAGGAAGGCAUGCCCCUGCUUCUACUUGUUCUCCAAAGGCAGCCUUCCACUCUUAGAGGUCUUCCUUCAUGAGAAAAACAAUGCACCCAUUGAGGAGAGAGAUGCCCCUGGGACCUUUCUGUCUUGGCUUAUAUUAAGCCUCUGUUCCUUUUCAGAAAACCUGUGUAUGUCCAUGAGAUAUCUGGGCGCUUUGAUGUGGGAAACCUUCCAUCCUACAUAGAAUGUGACCAAUAUUUUAAAGACAGAGUUCAAGAUAUUAGCGUUUAUUUACAUUGACAUUUUAAAAUAAGCAAAUGUAUGUGCUGCUUAAAGAGACAACAUGAAGACUUGUUCUUUAAAAGGAUGUAACUACUUUAUACAUAUAUAUGUCUCAUUGGGGCAGGGCGGGCAGAUGUGAUUCUCUUUUUUUCUAAUUCAUUCCUCAGAAAUUGUGUAAUUGUAUAAAAUAAACUCAACCAAAUUGA